ACUGGAGGGGACACCAAAGGCCUCCGCGCUUCCAUCCCUUGGAUCAAUAUAGAGAAAGGGCAAAGUUUUUGGUUUUUUCAUAUUGUCAAAUAAUUUAACAUUAAAAAUAGAUGGCGAGUACCUAAUCGAAUUGAUGAGGUCAUGAAAGAACAAGAUUCUAGCUAAACCGCUCCAAACCGAAUUCAGAUAUCGUUUACCACUUGGAUUUUGGAGAACAGUUCUCCAUCUUACAUCUAAUGGUCCAUAAAAAUGGGCCAUUAAAUUAAGGGUCAAGAUUUGUUGGUAAAAAGUAGUAGUGCAGAGUGAGGUAAGCAACUGAAAAGGAGCUGACAAAAAGCUGAUUUUUCGGGGCCCACGAACUGAAAAGGAGCUGAUACAAGAGAGAGAGAGUAGUGAAUGCAAGUUCUUGAAAAUGCUGAAUAUGAUUUCUGUUUUGUACAAAUAUGUUUUGUGAUCAUUAGCAAUAUGUUUUAUAUUUGAUAAAAAUAUGGUUUUUAAUGUGUGGUAUAUUAUUUUGAAUAAGAGUUGCGAAAAUUACAAAUAUAGAAAUCACAUAUAUGGAAUAUGUUCUCUAUUCAAUGCAAAUAUCAUAUUUUGUUUAAUACGAGUAUGAUAUUCUAAUGUGUAUAUUUGUUCAGUACAAAUACGUAUUUUGUUCAAUACAAAUAUGUAUUUUGUUUAUUUUAGUUCAACAAGAAUAUACAUAUAUCGCUUGUAAAUAGUAUGUAUAAGGUAUAUUUUGUUAAAAAAUAAAUAGCUCAAAUAUCAGCUACUUUUUCAAUUUACGGGUCUCAUAAUCCACUAUCUAUUACUCUAAGAGAUCUGGAAUUUAAUUUAAAAGCCACUUUUGUGGGCUCUUUAAUGAGAAUGGAGAAUCAUUCUCCAAAAUUUAAGUGGUGGACCAUAUUGUGGUUCCUCCAAACUGGGCACAUCCGUAUGUUGUAAGUACUUGUAACCCUUCCUAAGGAACCGAAGCCUGCGAUUGGGUCAGCGUAAAGCCCAAAUUGGUAGAGACUAGGGAGGGCGUCUGUCCGGUUUGUUUAUUUGAGAACUUGAGAUUAGGGAUGGCAACAAAACCCGAACCCACGGGUACCCACACGACCCAACCCGGUCAACGCGGGUAAAAUCCGUGUUGACGGGUUUUGGCCGGGUUUGGGUUUAAACCCGUUCACUAUUCAUCGGGUUGGGUUGAGUUUGGGUUUAGGUAAACCCGAUCCGUGGGUACCCGCCCACACCUAUAUAAUUAAUUUGAAAGGAAGAAGCUUUCAAUUAAUCAUGUUAUAUAUGGAUAAUUUGUGAUUUGCUUCAAUUUUCUUGAGUUUUCUAAAUUGGUGUUGAAAAUUUUGUAUAGUUAAUUUGUGAUUUUCUUGAGUUUUCUAGAAUGGUGUUUUAUAUAUGGAUAAUUUAUAUUGAGAGAUUGAUAUUUGACUUUAAUUUUGAUAGAAACUUGUUACUGUAAAUUUUUACGACAAAAACCCAUGGGUACCCAUGAACCCGCAGAUACCCAGCGGGUUGGGUUGGGUUUGAGUUUUUGAAACCCAAUUAGUUUUAUCCUGGAUUUUUUUCAAGGAUAAACCCAUGGGUUUGAGUUUGGGUUUUGCAGAACCCGACCCAACCCGACCCAUUGCCAUCCCUACUUGAGAUCCAUCUCCAUCCCAUCCCAUCCCAUCCCAUCUCAUCUGUCGAAGCGAAGAGAAGAGAGGAUUGAGCGCCCGUGAUUGCAAGGAUCAGGAAAAGAGGAAUAGAGAAAAGAUGGGGAAGCAGCCAGUGAGGAUGAAAGCUGUGAUUUACGCGCUCUCCCCUUUCCAGCAGAAGACGGUUUCCGGUCUCUGGAACGAUCUCCCUUCCAAGAUCCACCACAAGGUCUCCGAGAACUGGCUCAGCGCAACCCUCCUUCUCACCCCUGUCGUCGGCGUGUACUCGUAUGUCCAGCACUACCAGGAAAAAGAGAAGUUGGAGCACAGGUACUGAGCUAAAGCUAAAGCAUGUGGUGGAAGAAGUCGUUUCCAGUUGUUUCACCUUUGCUAAAUAAUUUUCCGAGAUGAGAACUUUGCUUGCGCAGUGGUUCAAAACCCAUUUUCUUUAUAUGAAUUACUCUGAUGUUCAGCCGUCCUUUAGGUCUGUUUUGCCUAUGAAUUGUGGGUGUGGCAAGGAUGGUCCUAUUUUAGGUACAACCGAAGUGGAAUAUCAUGAGUUGUCUCCUUUGAAUUUGAUUGGAAUGCAAUGAAUGGUUUGAUCUGAGGUUCUACUAUGAAACCUGUGAAGCAAGGCUAGCACUUCUUCUAUGUUUUAAGUUAUUGGUGCCUUAAAGUUAUAUUGUACCACAAGGAAAUUUGACCUUUUAUAAAAUUAAAGUGCAAUUUUAGU
Molecule: messenger RNA, 2367 nt
Organism: Linum trigynum
Lineage: Eukaryota; Viridiplantae; Streptophyta; Magnoliopsida; Malpighiales; Linaceae
Source: the annotation of a GenBank genome assembly